Oryctolagus cuniculus (rabbit) is the source of this 3695-nucleotide messenger RNA. The record is from RefSeq and is a predicted model, not a curated record. Lineage: Eukaryota; Metazoa; Chordata; Mammalia; Lagomorpha; Leporidae.
AGAGAGACAGAGAGAAAGGUCUUCCUUUUGCUGUUGGUUCACCCUCCAAUGGCCGCCGCAGCCAGCGCGUUGUGGCCAGUGCACCACGCUGAUCUGAUGGCAGGAGCCAGGUACUUCUCCUGGUCUCCCAUGGGGUGCAGGGCCCAAGCACUUGGGCCAUCCUCCACUGCACUCCCUGGCCACAGCAGAGAGCUGGCCUGGAAGAGGGGCAACCGGGACAGAAUCCAGCGACCUGACCGGGACUAAAACCCGGUGUGCUGACGCCGCAAGGCAGAGGAUUAGCUUAGUGAGCCAUGGCGCCGGCCAUUUUAUCUGUCUUAACAGAUGGAAGUCUGUUGCUGAAGUUAUGAUGGUAGACACUUUAUUCUCACUUCUCUGUCUCCUUUGAAAACAGGUACUGAAAUUAUCCCUACAUCCUUCUCAGCUUUCCCUUAUUAACUUGACAUUCAAACCAACCAAAGCUCACAUUACAGUCAAUAAGUAUUUUGAACUUACGUCAGGCUUUUAACAGAGGCAGGAGUUGCAAAGCUAAAAUCUUGUGUUCCCUAAGCUCUGAAAGCACCAAUGAAUAAUUGAGAUACAAUGAAAGUACACUAGGAGGUACAGAAUGUGAAAGUCCAGGGCAGACUUAUAAAACAAACAUGUAUAUAAACUUCAAAGAGCACUACUAAUGACAGAUAAAAUGUUGUGACAAAGAACAGGAUGCUCAGAUACAUGAUAAUGAUAAUCAGCAUUCAACAAAUCAUUAAUUUUGAGAACUUAAGAUCACAGACUCCAGUGUUAAGUACUGUGUUAGAUGCUAUGUAGAAAGAAAAGUAAGAUGGUCAUGUAUUUUCAGAUCUCAAAAUAGAUAUACAUAGGCAAAUAAGAAUGCAUAAGAUGUCAGUGAGGCCAAAUAUUUUACAUCUGAUCCUUUUGGUAAUAAGCAGAGAUUGUUGUAGAUACAAAUUUUACUCAAAUCUUUUAGAUACCUAAAUUUCACUCCACAUUCUGGAGUGCCUGCUUCAAGUCCUGGUUCCACUCAUGGGUCCAACGUCCUACUAAUGUGCAUCCUGGGAAGCAACCCAUGAUGGCUCAAGUAAUUGAGCCCUUGCCACCCACAUGAGAGACCCACACUGAUAAGAGUUCCUGACUCUGGGCUUGGACCUGGUCUAGACCUAGCUGUGGUGUGAACUAGUGAAUGGGUGCUCACUCUCUGCCUCUCACGUGAAUAAAAUAUAAUAAAAAGUUGAGUGACAUGUGAAUACACAUAUCACAAUGUAAAUAAUUUUCAAAUGAAUUAUAGACAUAAAAUUGUUAGGCGUUUAGAGGAAGACAAAUCUUUACGACAGAGCAGACUGAAAAGAUUAUAGAGUCAGGGGUUUGUGAAGGGUAGAUGACUAGCAUCUACUGAGAACAUAUAUCAAGUAUUAUGUCAGUCUCUUCACAUCGAAUUCAUAUUUCUUCUUCAUAAUCCUAGAGGCAGGUUUUUGUCUUAUCUCCACUUUAUAGGUGAGGAAACUGGCUUAAAGAAAAGUUAUUUACCCUGAGUUGUACACCUAGGAAGAGGUGGAAUUAGAAGUAGCCCUGUCAGACUCUGAAGCCUAAGCUUUUACCCAUAAUGGUAUAAACGGCACAGUGAUAAAAUGGCAGAUAUCCUCAGUGCCUUAAAUACAACCUCAUAGUGAACUCAAAUUAGACUAGGGGUGAUACAUAAAAGUUGGUAGUUUUCAUGGAUGUUGUCAUCUGCUUGCUCUACAAACAAACUCAGAGUAACCACACAUUUCCAUCCUCAGGGGUUCAACAGGGAAUGUGCUCAUAAUGGAUUUAGUGUGAAGGAUGAUGGGCAGUGUGAGACAGGCAAGCAGAUGGGUAGGCAAUGACACAGAACAGAAUUUCAGAAUAAGGAGUUGAAGUGCAGAGAUGCUAUAUAUGCUGAUAGAGGCAGAGAGAGCCCGGAACAUGAAACUGCGUGAAAAGAAUGAACUGACAAACCCAGGGGUUAGAAUUGUCUCAGAAGACAGAGGAGGUUGGAGAACUGACCCACUUGACAAAAAUGGGCUUUGGCAACGUCUCACCAAGGAGGAGCCUGUCUCUUCCCUCUACCAAACCCCAUUGCAAGAUUCAGAAUGGUUCACACUGAGUCCACAGGAGAAAUUGGCCUGGGCGAAAUCGUCUAAGGACCCUAGGGUUGCUGUAGGUCAACAGUCUCCACUGGAGAAAAAGAUCUCGAGGCCGGUCACCUUUGAGGAUGUGGCAGUAGAUUUCACCCAGGAUGAAUGGGACUACCUAGAUGACAGUCAGAGGGCGCUUUACCAGGAUGUGAUGUCAGAAACCUGCAAGAACCUGGCAUCAGUGGCCAGAAUAUUUCUGACCAAGCCAAAUGUGAUCGCCAAGUGUGAGCCAAAGGAGGCACCUUGGAGAGCAGCUGUCCGUCCCCCAGACAAUGAAGUUCUUUCAGGGGGCAAGAAGGAGGAGCUUCAGGAACAAGGGCAGAGUCUGAGAGACGAGGGCACUGGCGAUGACAAGGUCUCCCUUGCUUGCAGAGGCACCCGCCGGAGUCCACCUUCAGCUCCAGCUGGGUCUACAGACAGAACCCCAGUGCUGCAAGCAUCCCAGACUGGGCCACCCUUUUCCUGCCUCACCUGUGGUAGGUGUUUCAGCAAGAGCUCCUACCUGUAUAGCCACCAGUUUGUUCACAGCCCCAAGCGGACUAACAGCUGUAGCCAGUGUGGGAAGUUAUUUCGGAGCCCCAAGGCCCUCAGCUACCACAGACGCAUGCAUCUUGGGGAGCGGCCCUUCUGCUGCCCGCUGUGUGACAAGACAUACUGCGAUGCGUCUGGCUUGAGUCGUCACCGCCGCGUCCACCUGGGCUACCGGCCCCAUUCAUGCCCCGUGUGUGGAAAGAGAUUCCGGGACAAGUCUGAACUCAAACGCCACCAAAAGAUACAUCAAAACCAGGAGCUCCUGGUGAGGACUCUAGACACCAUGGCUGGGCUCCAGGCGCCCAUUGACGGGAGCCUAGGGCUUGUGGAUACAGACCAUGCACCUGGGACCAGGGCCCAGCAACCUGAAUUUAGAACUCAGGAUCCUAUGACCAGGAACCAGGUGAUGACUGGGAGGAAUCAGACAACAGUUAUUAGAACCCCGGGGCCUGUGUCUAGGACGGAGGCACCCUACACCAGCGGCCCCUGCCUGGAUACCAGAUCCAACUCUCUUCCAAUGAAGUCCUCGAGAUUAAAAAUCUUCAUUUGUCCCCACUGUCCCCUGACUUUUACCAAGAAAGCGUAUCUGUCCAGGCACCAGCAGGUCCACUUUAGAGAGCAGCCCAGCCGCUGCUUCCACUGUGGCAAGUGCUUUGGCUCGGUUUCCAGGCUCGUGGAGCACCAGCAGGUACACUGGACACAGAAGAUCUACCGAUGCCCUGUCUGUGACCUCUGCUUUGGGGACAAAGAGGGCCUCCUGGGUCACUGGAAGAACUAUAAAGGCAAGGAACUGGGCAAUGCCCCUAAGUGCUGGGCUGUCCUGGGUCAGUGGCUUGACUUUCUUCAUGAUGCCUCCCCCAUGGCUGGGAAAGACCAGAAGCAUGGAGGAAGUGGAUCCCCUAGAAUCCAGAUUCUCAGGAGAGGGAAAGUGAGAAAGGAGGUGAGCAAGUGAAACAGAGCAAAGGAAGCAGCGAGGGUCUGGCAAUGCAAAUAAACGGCCUUUCUGACUGA